AUGCGUUACAAGGAUCAGACGUCUAGAGCUUUAAGGGCUCAAGUGGACCAAUGUAUCUCUUCCAUUAAAGACGAUGAGAGCAUAGGCGACUCACCGGCUGUUCUGCACGGUGGCGAAAACCAGGUCGGGCAGCGUCUGCUUAGUAUAACUCAACUUUGCAGGAAUCCUAACUCCAAGACUUUCAAUAGCGAGCUUUGGAAAACCGAUCCACGGUAUCUUAAAAAUGUGUUUCUGUCAAAUCAAGCAAGUUACAAGAUCUUGCAACAUGCCGUUAGGGGCGGAGAUGUCGAAAUAAUGGGUAUGCUCAUUGGAAGGGUACAUACCACGUCUAUUAUGGUGCUAGAUUGCUAUGCUUUACCUGUAGAAGGAACAGAAACUCGAGUUAAUGCCCAGUCAGAAUCGUAUGAGUAUAUGGUGCAGUACAUGAAUGAAAUAUAUGGUACAAAUCAAGCUAACUUACACAUUGUGGGAUGGUAUCAUUCACAUCCUGGUUACGGGUGUUGGCUUAGCGGGAUAGACGUCCAGACGCAAGAAUUAAACCAAACAUUUCAAGAUCCAUAUGUGGCUCUCGUGGUGGACCCUACGAAGAGUUUGAGAGAAAAGCGACUUUCUAUAGGUGCCUUUAGAACAAUUCCAGAUGAAGCUUUAUCAGAACCUCCUCAAGAAGCUGGCAAUGGUGAUGCCAAAAACUAUGGGCUUCACCAUUUGAAGUAUUAUGAGCUGGAGGUAGACAUUUGUGCAAGCAGAUUCGACAAAGCUCUGACUAUUUCACAGCUCAACUUGGAAGUGCCUGUACUAGAUGAGUCUCAGGAUAGUAUCUUGGUGGAACAAUUACUAGAAUGUAUCAAGAAUUGGCAUAACUACUCUAAAUUAUCGGCUUCGAGCCAAUUUAUUCUCGAAGCACCUUUGCAAUCCACCAUUCAUCGUAAUGAGAACGACAUUGAUAUGGAAGACAGUUCGUAUUUUCGUUCUGUUCCCACGUCCGUUAAUAGCUCUCUAACAAGUAUGGCCGAGGAUAAUGCGAGAAGCGACGUCGAUAUGGGAAGCAAUACCCUAAGCAGACAAGAGAGCACUGAGAGCAGCUUACCACGGAAUUCUUCAAACCAAUUAAUCUCUAUUCCCAAUGCAUCCCAACAGAAAGCAAAUCUCAUGUUGGAAUAUCAGUUACACAGAAAAAAAAUGACCGCUUCAAAGCUUCGACAGUACCAACGCCUUCGAUUUUCCAGAGAUGCUUUCACGCUAUAG
This is a messenger RNA of Lachancea dasiensis, 1245 nucleotides long. The record is from the annotation of a GenBank genome assembly. Lineage: Eukaryota; Fungi; Ascomycota; Saccharomycetes; Saccharomycetales; Saccharomycetaceae.